Molecule: messenger RNA, 1999 nt
Organism: Nanorana parkeri
Lineage: Eukaryota; Metazoa; Chordata; Amphibia; Anura; Dicroglossidae
Product: transketolase-like protein 2
Exons: 14
Coding region: 5-1924 (639 amino acids)
Molecular function (GO): transketolase activity; thiamine pyrophosphate binding
Source: RefSeq, a predicted model, not a curated record
CAGCAUGGACACCUACCAGAAACCCGAGGACAAGGAUCUGCAAGCCCUGAAGGAUCUGGCCAACCGGCUCAGGAUCCACUCCAUCAGAGCGACAUGUGCCUCCAACUCAGGGCAUCCCACAUCCUGCUGCAGCGCUGCUGAAAUCUUGUCUGUACUUUUCUUCAACACCAUGAGAUAUGAUGCAGCUGAUCCUGGCAACUUCAACAAUGACCGAUUUGUUCUCUCAAAGGGUCAUGCUGCUCCUAUCCUCUAUGCUGCAUGGACUGAAGCUGGUUAUAUUAAGGAAUCUGACCUUCUUAACCUGAGGAAGAUUGACUGUGACUUGGAGGGCCAUCCUACACCGAAACUGCCGUUCGUUGAUGUUGCUACUGGCUCACUUGGACAAGGCCUGGGAGCAUCCUGUGGUAUGGCUUACACUGGGAAAUACUUUGAUAAGGCAAGAUGUCCUUGCCACCUAAUACAUGGUUGCUUUUUUCUUUGCAGUUAUCGUGUUUAUUGUCUGCUGGGUGACGGCGAGUCUUCUGAAGGUGCUGUAUGGGAAGCCAUGGCAUUUGCAUCUCACUACCAUCUAGAUAACCUGGUGGCCAUUUUUGAUGUAAACCGUCUGGGCCAAAGUGAAGCUGCUCCUCUCCAGCACCAGACUGAGAUCUACAAGAAAAGAUGCGAAGCUUUUGGAUGGAACACCUAUAUUGUGGACGGUCAUGAUGUUGAAGAAUUGUGCUAUGCUCUGUGGCAGGCAGCCAACACGAAAGACAAGCCCACUGCAAUCAUUGCUAAAACCUUCAAAGGAAAAGGCAUUUCAGGUGUUGAAAAUCAAGAUAAUUGGCAUGGAAAACCUAUGCCUAAAGAAAAGGUAGAGUCCAUUAUUAAGGAGAUCCAGAAUCGGAUCCAGACCAACAAGAACCUGACUCCCUUGGCUCCCAUCAGAGAUGCUCCCGAGGUCAGCAUUGCCAACAUUACAAUGUCCACUCCUCCCAGUUACAAAGUAGGAGACAAGAUUGCAACACGUAAAGCUUAUGGCCUGGCACUUGCUAAACUGGGGCAUGCAAACAGCCGGGUCAUCGCCCUUGAUGGGGACACGAAAAACUCCACAUUCUCUGAGAUCUUCAAGAAUGAGCAUCCUGAGCGCUUUAUAGAGUGCUUCAUUGCCGAACAGAAUAUGGUCAGUGUGGCAAUGGGUUGUGCGACACGCAAUAGAACUGUGGCUUUUGCCAGCACAUUUGCUGCCUUCCUCUCUAGAGCGUAUGACCACAUUCGUAUGGGGGCCAUUUCUCAGUCCAAUGUUAACCUGUGUGGCUCACACUGUGGAGUCUCUAUUGGUGAGGACGGUCCUUCUCAAAUGGCCUUGGAGGAUAUUGCUAUGUUCCGUGCUAUUCCAUCCUGUACAGUCUUCUAUCCCAGUGAUGGCGUUUCCACAGAACAUGCAGUCAGUCUGGCUGCCAACACUCCAGGGAUGUGUUUUAUUAGAACCAGCAGGCCGGAUACCACAAUCCUCUAUUCUCCAGAGGAAAAGUUUGAAAUUGGACAAGCAAAGGUUGUACGUCAGAGCGAUUCAGACAGGGUGACUGUGAUCGGAGCUGGUGUUACAUUACAUGAGGCGCUGGCAGCCGCAGAUGAGCUUGCCAAACAAGAUAUCAAUAUCAGAGUGAUUGACCCAUUCACCAUUAAACCUCUGGAUGCAGCUACCAUUAUAUCCAGUGGCAGAGCUACUGGUGGUCAUAUCAUUACUGUUGAGGAUCAUUACAAAGAAGGUGGCAUUGGGGAUGCGGUGGCUGCAGCAUUAGCUGGAGAGCCUGGAUUCAUUGUUCAGAGUCUGGCAGUCAGAGGGGUUCCUCGUAGUGGAAAGCCUACAGAGUUAUUAGAAAUGUUUGGCAUCAGUGCCAAGUGCAUUGUUGAAGCAGUAAAGUCUACCUUUGCAAAUUAACAAGACCUGGUAGUGCUACGGAAUGCUGCAAGUAGAAAAGUAGAGCAGCUUAUUUGUUGCAUGUGGCUUUAGUAA